Messenger RNA from Neogale vison (American mink), 1652 nucleotides. RefSeq names its product potassium inwardly rectifying channel subfamily J member 5 (gene KCNJ5). NCBI's taxonomy places the organism in Eukaryota, Metazoa, Chordata, Mammalia, Carnivora, Mustelidae. The transcript is spliced from 3 exons. The record is from RefSeq and is a predicted model, not a curated record. Bases 303 to 1562 code for a protein of 419 amino acids. Gene Ontology annotation, cellular component: plasma membrane. Gene Ontology annotation, biological process: potassium ion import across plasma membrane; regulation of monoatomic ion transmembrane transport. Gene Ontology annotation, molecular function: G-protein activated inward rectifier potassium channel activity.
GGGAGAGCGAGGGAGAGCGAGGGAGAGAGAGGGAGAGCGAGGGAGAGUGCGAGCGUGAGCAGAGCCUCCCGUUGCCGGAGGAAGGGAGUGACUGAGGGGCUGGCUAGGGAAGGGACGGGAUGCCUUAGGAGCCUCCCGCUGCAGGACCCCACGACAGGGAGGAGCUCCAGGCAGAGUCCGAGGCUGUGGUAAUGGUUGGGGUGGGCGAGUCCCCUCAAGGGCUCUGAGCGCUCCGGCACCGCCUCUAAGGGAGCUCCAGAAGUUAGCAUCAGUGGGACUUGGAAGCUCUGAUCUCAACAAUUAUGGCUGGCGAUUCUAGGAAUGCUAUGAACCAGGACAUGGAGAUUGGAGUCACUCCCAGGGACCCGAAGAAGAUUCCCAAACAGGCCCGCGAUUACAUCCCCAUCGCCACCGACCGCACUCGCCUGCUAGCGGAAGGCAAGAAGCCCCGCCAGCGCUACAUGGAAAAGAGUGGCAAGUGCAACGUUCACCAUGGCAACGUCCAAGAAACCUACCGAUACCUGAGCGACCUCUUCACCACCCUGGUGGACCUCAAAUGGCGCUUCAACCUGCUGGUCUUCACCAUGGUCUACACCGUCACUUGGCUGUUCUUUGGUUUCAUUUGGUGGCUGAUUGCUUACAUCCGGGGUGAUCUGGACCAUGUUGGUGACCAAGAGUGGAUUCCUUGUGUUGAAAACCUCAGUGGCUUUGUGUCUGCCUUCCUGUUCUCCAUUGAGACUGAAACCACCAUUGGGUAUGGCUUUCGGGUGAUCACAGAGAAGUGUCCAGAGGGAAUCAUACUUCUCUUGGUCCAGGCCAUCCUCGGCUCCAUCGUCAAUGCCUUCAUGGUGGGGUGCAUGUUUGUCAAGAUCAGUCAGCCAAAGAAGAGAGCAGAGACCCUCAUGUUCUCCAACAAUGCGGUCAUCUCCAUGCGGGACGAGAAGCUCUGUCUCAUGUUCCGGGUGGGGGACCUUCGCAACUCCCACAUUGUGGAGGCCUCGAUCCGCGCCAAGCUCAUCAAGUCCCGGCAGACCAAAGAAGGGGAGUUCAUCCCCCUGAACCAGACGGACAUCAACGUGGGCUUCGACACUGGGGAUGACCGUCUCUUCCUGGUGUCUCCACUCAUCAUCUCCCAUGAGAUCAAUGAGAAGAGCCCUUUCUGGGAGAUGUCUCGGGCCCAGCUGGAUCAGGAGGAAUUUGAAGUUGUGGUCAUUCUAGAAGGGAUGGUGGAGGCAACAGGCAUGACUUGCCAAGCACGGAGCUCCUACAUGGAUACCGAGGUGCUCUGGGGCCACCGAUUCACGCCAGUCCUCACACUGGAAAAGGGUUUCUAUGAGGUGGACUACAACACCUUCCACGACACGUAUGAGACCAACACUCCCAGCUGCUGUGCCAAGGAGCUGGCGGAGAUGAAGCGGGAAGGCCGGCUCCUCCAGUACCUUCCGAGCCCUCCCCUGCCGGGGGGCUGUGCUGAAACAGAGCUCGAUACAGAGGCUGAGCAGGAGGGAGAGGAUGAGCCUGAGGGUCUGAGUGGGUCCCGGGAGAACAGGGGCUCUGUGUGAGGAUGGUACUUGCCCCAGGACCUCCCCUCCCUGGCUUCUGAGCACAGCCCCCGCUGCAGAGCCAGUGGAGGAGGGGGUGAAGGAGCUGAG